Messenger RNA from Batrachochytrium dendrobatidis JAM81, 1683 nucleotides. RefSeq lists its product as uncharacterized. Lineage: Eukaryota; Fungi; Chytridiomycota; Chytridiomycetes; Rhizophydiales. The transcript has 7 exons. The coding region runs from base 1 to 1683 and encodes 560 amino acids. The record is from RefSeq and is a predicted model, not a curated record.
AUGCGGAAUGCAGAGGCGGAUGCCUCGCGUAUUCAUCCUUCAUCUGAACCACUGCUAGCAACUCCUCUACAAACUCCUCUCUCCGCAGCACAGUUUACUUCUUUAGAAAUACAGAGACUCGAGCAGCUUCUGUCAAGACUUGAUUCAUUUAUAAGCCCUACAGAUACUCCAUUCAAGAAACACAUUCUUCCAAGUGGAAUUCGGAGUCGGUUGUUUUCUGCACUGGUUCAUGAAUUUCCACAAUGGCCUCAUUCGAGAGCAAGCACUGAACAACGACUAGCAUUGAUGCAUAGACACAAUAAUUCGGUACAUACACAUUCUUCUGGAUCACCCACUUUGCAUGCUACUGCUGGCGAUGGAAAGAGAAAGUUGUCGUUUACUUUGGCAAACUCCUCAUCUACGUGUCUUGCAGGAUCGUCAAACUCGGGACUAAAAUCUCCAGAUCCAUUCACAUCUACCUUGCAAAACAGUCCAUUCUUUUCACGAUUACGAGCAGCCUUGAAUGACUCUUCUGAGAAUAAUUUUCCGCUUCAACUCGAAUCUCAGAGAUCAUUGCCUGUAUCUUCACAACCCAUACCUGCAGCCAUAUUUAAAACUGCAUCUUCCUCAUCAUUACGGGACACAAACUCUAUUCAACUUGAUACACUUGAAACAAAACACUUGAAAACGUCUGUAUCUCCGUCAAAAAGACCUGCACCCACCAUUCAUACUAGUACAUCUAUAAUCUCAUCGCCUCAACGAGAAUCAAAACGAACCAAACAGAAAUCACCGAUUACUCCAACAGAUUCAGAUGAUAUCACGGCAUCUGCUUUAGAUACGACCACGCCAUUAUUUCAACAGGAUUUGAAAACAAAGAUAUCGACUGAAACUGCAUUUUUGCAGUGCUCUUUGGAAACAGAUUUGACAGUAAAUAAUGGUACAGUGGACUCUACUUGUACUUUGAAAGAAAUAGCUGAAAAUAAUGAUUUGGAUGGAUCAGCAAAGCAAGACCAUGGUGGAAAUGACGAACCUGUAUUACCUAUAUCUCAAAAGGCUGAAACUGUAUCUACAGUAAUGGAUAUACUUUUACCCAAUAGUGAAGAGUCUAUAUUGCUACCAGAAGCUUUUGUUUGUCCACAACAGCAAUUACGGUCUCGCGAAAGACGACAGGCUCGGAAGAAUACGUUUACUUCAAGUCGUGGAGUAGAUACCCCCGCAUCGAGAAACAGUCCCAAACUGGGAAAGGAACGAACCAACACAAGUAAAAAUACUGUUGAAACGAGAUCUGCCACCAGAUCAAUGCAAUCCUUGGCUGGAUCAGCAGGUAAAAACCCCGAUUCAAAAAGCAAUAGACGUGCAAAACUUGCAUCCGGAAGUCUUGGUGAUGUCAGAGAGUAUCGGCAUGCAAAACGGUGUAUUCAAAGACCAGUUAUUGCACAUAGCACAUUAAAAGAUGAUCAUGAUGAUGUCAAUGUGAAUCAAGAUGUAUCCGACCGCCCAACACAGACUCCUGUACAUAGAAAGCCAUCUGAACGAAUAGCAGCGCAAAAGACACGAGCAAGCAAGAUGAUUCUUUCAGGGGCAGUUUCAGCAGUGAGUUUAAAACCAACUAAAAAGCCACGGGCAAGAAAAUCGCCUGCUUUAGCUCUUGCAUCACCACCACCAGAAGCACCUGUAACUCAAGUGAACCAAUCGCGAGGAUAA